ACAUACAUAACCUAAAAAUCUAAAAUGAACGUUUGUGAAAUUUCGAAAUAAAGAAGCAUAUUUUCUUUCAAUUUUCUUCUAGACUACAGACUACUUAAAAUUUGCAGUCGCACGAAAUAAAUUUGUACUUAAAUAAUUAAUUACAAUGAAAGAUAUGUGCUACAAAAUAAACUUAUACUUGCUAACUUGCUGGUUUCGACAAAAUUGUCACUCAUUAAUAAUAUAUUUUAAUUAUUGUAAAUCUUUUUUUAAUUUACAAAUUAUAAUUCAACACGUAGCUUUUAUAUAAAUCAACAAAUAACCAAAUUACACGCAAUAACAAUGAAAAUAACUCGUUUCAAACUCAAGGAACUGUGACAGUCUGAUUUGUUUAACCGGAAGCGAUGUUAUGUCAGCAACAAAUGGCGGCCAGUCGGAUUUUGUAGGGUUUUGACAGUUGGUGUGAAUUUGACAGAGUUGGAAAAUUAAUUUAAGUAAUUAUAUUCUGAUUAGAUUCAAUCCCUUCUUGUAAACUUUACUCUAUUGAAAUUCGUGUAUUAACAGAACAUGAAAUAGUUGAUAGGAGGUACAAACCAGACCAACAAUGAUCGAUCAAAAUGUUGUAGGAAUUUGUAUUUUAGUUUUUCUAGCUAUAAUAUUUAAUUUCUCGUUACAUCGCAUUGAUGAAGGACACGUCGGUGUCUACUUUCGAGGCGGUGCCUUAUUGCCUCAAGUAAGUAAUCCAGGAUUCCACAUGAUGGUUCCUCUCUUAACUUCGUUUCGAACCGUGCAAGUAACUUUGCAAACCGACGAAGUGAAAAACGUUCCAUGUGGAACUAGCGGAGGCGUGAUGAUUUAUUUUGAUCGUAUAGAAGUCGUUAAUAUCCUGGAUGCAAACGCCGUCUACAACAUGGUCCGAAACUUUACGGCGGACUACGAUCGGACCUUGAUCUUCAAUAAAGUCCAUCAUGAAUUGAAUCAGUUUUGCUCCGUUCACAGUUUGCACGAAGUUUAUAUCGAUCUUUUCGAUCAAAUAGACGAAAAUCUAAAGACUGCACUCCAAAGGGACUUGAACGAAUUGGCACCUGGCUUGAAUAUUCAAGCAGUUCGAGUUACAAAACCAAAAAUACCGGAAGUUAUCAGAAAAAAUUACGAACUCAUGGAAGGUGAAAAAACGAAGCUUCUAAUUUCUGUUCAGCAUCAGAAAGUAGUUGAGAAAGACGCUGAAACGGAUCGGAAAAAAGCGCUUAUAAUGGCUGAGAAAGAGUCACAAGUUGCAAGAAUUCAGUACGAUCAGAAAAUUAUGGAGAAAGAAUCGUUGCAGCGUAUCGCAUCCAUCGAGGAUGAGAUGCAUUUAGCGCGAGAAAAGAGUCGAUCUGACGCAGACUUUUACCAAAUGAAAAGACAAGCAGAGGCAAAUAAAUUACUUUUGUCCAACGAAUAUUUAGAAUUGAAAAAGUACGAUGCGCUCUCGCAAAAUUCGAAGAUCUACUUUGGUCAAGAAAUUCCUAAAAUGUUCUCGUUUGGAGGUUGUUCGAACGAUCCUACCUUAGGUUCGAAUACACACAUUCCCGAAAAAUCAGACGCCGAAUCGAUCAUUGGCAAAUCAUAAUUCCAAAAAAAUUUAUCACUUCAAUCAUUAAUUCAAAUCAGAUCUGUUUUUCCAAGCUUAUUUAAAAUCGGCAAAGCUACAUUUCGAGAAAUAAUUAUUUUCAUAACACGCUCAUCGAAAGUACGACCUUCGUUGCGUCUUGAGCGGGUCGAAUAUACUAUUGUAGGUAUGUUUUCUUUACCAAAGUCCUUAGACAGCAAAGUUUUUUUUGUUUAUCGCUAAGCGUCUAUUAUAAUAU
Messenger RNA from Belonocnema kinseyi, 1829 nucleotides. Its product is annotated as erlin-1-like. The transcript has 5 exons. Gene Ontology annotation, biological process: SREBP signaling pathway. Gene Ontology annotation, molecular function: cholesterol binding; ubiquitin protein ligase binding. NCBI's taxonomy places the organism in Eukaryota, Metazoa, Arthropoda, Insecta, Hymenoptera, Cynipidae. Gene Ontology annotation, cellular component: endoplasmic reticulum membrane; endoplasmic reticulum. The coding region runs from base 584 to 1591 and encodes 335 amino acids. The record is from RefSeq and is a predicted model, not a curated record.